Messenger RNA from Rosa rugosa (rugosa rose), 3200 nucleotides. RefSeq names its product protein SCARECROW. The transcript is spliced from 2 exons. Gene Ontology annotation, biological process: radial pattern formation; bundle sheath cell fate specification; maintenance of protein location in nucleus. Lineage: Eukaryota; Viridiplantae; Streptophyta; Magnoliopsida; Rosales; Rosaceae. Gene Ontology annotation, molecular function: sequence-specific DNA binding; DNA-binding transcription factor activity. Bases 698 to 3091 code for a protein of 797 amino acids. The record is from RefSeq and is a predicted model, not a curated record. Gene Ontology annotation, cellular component: nucleus.
UUAUAGCAACAACGAUGGUAGCGGUAUGUAUUCUCGGGGACACUUUGCUUCGUAAUGGUCGUUCCCAACUCUAAACCACAAUGAAAACGUCAAGCACUUGACGACGCUCCUCGCUCCAAAACACCCCCAUCACUCCAGAUCUCUGCUCCUAAUGUUUGCAUCGCUUAGGUUUAAACCCAUCUUCAAGAUAUCGAGCUAGAGAGAGCUCCAAGAAGCUUAAACUCUGUAUAUAACAGUGAAAUCCAUAACUAUACCAUCCACAAAAGGACGCUUAGCUAAUCGCCACCAUCCCCCACCACGAGCUUAAACCCUCUUCUCUCUCUCUCUCCCUUACCCUUUUCUUCUCGGUUAUGUUAAAGCUGGGAUGCAUCCAAAAGGCAUAGCUUCGGCGUAGUUAUAUUAUAAAAUUCAGAUAGACAGAGAAUAAUAAAGGUGGAAAGAGGGAUUCGAUUAGAUUACUACUUAGGACUUGGGAGCUCGUGUUGGGUUUGAGAUUUGAGACUAGCCCUCUAAGGAAUCCCAACGCCGCUGUCUCAAUCUUUACACCGUUAUCUGUUUGGGACAUUGCUCCAUUCCUUCUCUGCUUAAAGCCUCUUCUUCGUCCUCUUUGAUUCUUCAUCUAUGAAGCAUUACAUCGAACACCUUACACGCACUUUCAUCAUCCCCCCAAGAACCAGAACCAGAACCAGAACACUUGAUGGCUGCUUGUGCUUUGCUGGGUGACAAUGGCGACCAUGUCAGCGGCAAUGGAAGCAAUAACAACAACAGCAGUGCUAGCCACAGCCCGUUGAAUUCCACCAGCCAAGGAAGCAGCGUAGUCGAGCAGCAGAACCCGGCUCGGUCGAAAAUGGUGAGGAAGAGAAUGGCUUCCGAGAUUGAAGUGCAGCCCACCAACAACACCAACUCAAUCAGAAUUAGCAGCAGCAACAAUAACGGUGAUAAUUAUAUGAGAGUUUCGCGUAAUCGGAGCGUUAUGCUAAAUCCAAACCCGACCCAUGACAAAGUGAAUAUGGUCUCCAACUACUCCACCACUAUGCUCAAUCUACCAGUACCAUCAUCUUCCAACAAUUUGACCACGCUCAUGACGUCAGGAGGUGGUGGGGUUUUAUCAACUGCUUCCGCUUCUUCUUCCUCUCCAAGCUGGGGUCCUAUAGAUCCCUUGUCGCUCCAUCACCCGAUUCACCAGACACAGAUCGCCGCAGCAACCACUCCUCCUCCCGCCGUCUGCGGCUUUUCGGGGCUCCCUCUCUUCCCACCGGAAAGAACUUCUCCUCCGAAUCAUACUAGCACCACGCUUUCUACCGUCAUGGAUCAAGACAGCCCCGCCACCGCCUGGAUCGACGGCAUCAUAAAAGACCUCAUCCACAGCUCCACCAACGUCUCCAUUCCUCAGCUCAUCCAGAACGUCAGAGAGAUAAUCUUCCCUUGCAAUCCCAACCUCGCUUCGCUGCUCGAGUACCGCCUCCGCUCCAUAUCCGAGCCGCCCCCGCCUCCGAUCCCUAUCUUCAACAGAAGAAGAGAGCAAGGUCCCGGGCUGCAGCUGAAUCUCGACUCUAACUCCUCCGGCAUAAAUGACGUCACUGCAGUUUUCCCUUCUUCAACUACCAGCGGUCACUCUGGUCAUCACCAUGUGAUGAACCAGGAGUUGUUUUUGAACUGGGGAGACACCCUACCCCAACAACAACAGCAGCAGCAACAACCCAACCCUACAUCUUCCCCUACUUGCAACGAAAGCAACAUCCAGGUUCAACAACACCACAUUUCCCAGGCGGUUCACCCACAACAACAGACACUAGAUAAGCAGCAGCAGCAACAAAACACUCCAUCCCCGGCCGCCGAGUCUACACAAACCACCACUGCACCACCACCAUCUACAACAGCCCCAGCCACGCCGUCCCCGGCGGUACUAAUGCGAGAGAAGAAAGAAGAGAUGCGGCAGCAGAAGCGAGACGAAGAGGGACUGCACCUGCUCACCUUACUCCUCCAUUGCGCCGAAGCUGUGUCCGCAGAUAACUUUGAAGAAGCAACCAAAAUGUUACUCGAGAUUUCCGAGCUCUCAACCCCGUUCGGCACCUCCGCGCAGCGCGUGGCGGCCUACUUCUCCGAGGCCAUGUCAGCGAGACUAGUCAGCUCCUGUCUCGGAUUCUAUGCCUCCCUCCCGGUCUCCUCCGCUCCCAUCACCCACUCCCAGAAGCUCGUCUCCGCCUUCCAAGUCUUCAACGGAAUCAGCCCGUUCGUGAAGUUCUCCCACUUCACGGCGAACCAAGCCAUCCAGGAAGCAUUCGAAAGAGAAGACCGGGUGCACAUAGUAGAUCUCGACAUAAUGCAAGGCCUACAAUGGCCGGGGCUGUUUCACAUUCUCGCCUCCCGGCCCGGUGGGCCGCCCUACGUCCGCCUCACCGGUCUUGGAACCUCCAUGGAGGCUCUAGAAGCCACCGGAAAACGCUUAACCGACUUCGCCGACAAGCUAGGGCUUCCGUUCGAGUUCUUUCCGGUGGCGGAGAAGGUAGGCAGUUUGGACCCUGACCGGCUCAACAUAAGCAAGAGAGAGGCCGUCGCCGUCCACUGGCUGCAGCAUUCUCUUUACGACGUCACCGGCUCCGACGCCAACACGCUCUGGCUUUUGCAGAGAUUGGCACCAAAAGUAGUGACGGUAGUGGAGCAGGACUUGAGUCACGCCGGUUCAUUUCUAGGGAGGUUUGUGGAGGCCAUACACUACUACUCGGCCUUGUUCGACUCUUUGGGUGCAAGCUACGGUGAAGAGAGCGAGGAGAGGCACGUCGUGGAGCAGCAGCUUUUGUCGAGGGAGAUUCGGAAUGUUCUAGCCGUGGGAGGCCCGUCGAGGAGUGGAGAAGUGAAGUUCCAUAACUGGAGGGAGAAGUUCCAGCAGAGUGGGUUCAGGGGGAUUUCUUUGGCGGGAAAUGCAGCGACUCAGGCAACCUUGCUGCUUGGGAUGUUCCCUUGUGAUGGGUACACAUUGGUGGAGGACAAUGGGACUCUUAAGCUUGGUUGGAAGGACCUUUGUUUGCUGACUGCUUCGGCUUGGAGACCACCUUAUCAUGCUACUACCAACCCCAACCUUCACUACUGAGCUUCUGUUUGAAUGUCUUAUUUGUAAUCCGUUGCCCGGUUUUAAUUUUUGUUUAGUUGAAAUCCAUCUAUUAGGAGGUUUUUGGAAGAAAAUUCGGUUUCGGGUUUCA